ACUGAAUAUUCGUAGGUUUAGUCUUCAGACAGUUUCGAGUUUGCGCUACUCGCAGUGGAAGACAUCGAUAUGUCAAUACUUCUACGAUAUAAAAUCUUUAAAGAAAGUAUGAUGUCGUAAAAAUAUAAAAAUAUACUCAAAAAAUAAUCGUAGUUACGAUAGUGAUUAGGUUAUGAAAAAGUCGAACAAAUAUUGGACAGGUGUGGGUAACAUUUCAACAGUGUGUUUGUCCGAAGUAAAGAGGGACCGUGAGGACCUCGAAGACAGUCUUCCGACUUUUUACAUGAAGGAACAAGAUAUUCCUGAAUAUCUUGAAGGCUGUGGUUUAACCACCUGUACAGCCAGCGACAUGCCUGAGGAUGUAGAUGUUCUACGGGAUAAUAAAGAACACACAAAAGAAAAAAAAUUAUCAUCUGCGUCCAUAGCAGGACCUGAUACUAAAAAAACAGUAACUGUCAAACAUCCCGAAUCAAAUAAACCGAAACCAACUACAAAAAAAGGCAAACCGAUACAAGCAGAUUUAGAUGUUUCUAAAGAAUUUACAAGAUGUAGAGAAGAAUGCUUAGAACGGCUGGAUUUAAGUAAAUCUAACAUUACUCAUUUACCAAGUACGGUACGAGAUUUGACGCACUUAAUCGAGUUUUAUCUAUACGGUAAUAAACUCGUAACAUUACCGCCAGAAAUCGGUUGUCUUGGAAAUUUGGAAACAUUAGCUUUGAGUGAAAAUUCUCUAACAAGUUUACCAAAUACAUUAGAGAAUUUGAAAUCUUUAAGAGUUCUUGAUUUAAGGCAUAACAAGUUGAGUGAAAUACCUGAUGUCGUGUACAAGUUGACGAAUCUCACAACUUUAUUUUUACGCUUUAAUCGAGUUCGAUAUGUAAGUGAUAAUAUACGCAAUUUGACAAAUUUGACAAUGCUAAGUUUGAGAGAAAAUAAAAUCAGAGAACUUCCAGCUGGUAUUGGCAAAUUAAUCAAUUUGAUAACAUUUGAUGUUUCUCAUAAUCAUUUGGAACAUUUACCUGAAGAAAUUGGAAAUUGUGUCCAGUUAUCUACACUUGAUUUGCAACAUAAUGAGCUUUUGGAUAUUCCAGAUACAAUUGGAAAUCUAAUCUCAUUAACAAGAUUAGGACUCAGAUAUAAUAGAUUAACUAAUAUUCCAAAGUCCUUAGCAAAUUGUAAAUUAAUGGAUGAAUUUAGUGUAGAAGGAAAUCAAGUAUCUCAAUUACCAGAUGGACUACUUGCAAGUCUCUCUGAUUUAACAACAAUCACAUUAUCUCGGAAUGCUUUUACUGCAUAUCCAUCAGGAGGACCAGCUCAGUUUACAAAUGUUUAUUCUAUCAAUCUUGAACAUAAUAAAAUAGAUAAAAUACCAUAUGGUAUUUUUUCUAGAGCAAAGAAUCUUGCAAAGUUAAAUAUGAAAGAAAAUCAAUUAACUGCUUUACCAUUAGAUAUUGGUACAUGGAUUAAUAUGGUUGAAUUAAAUUUGGGUACAAAUCAACUUACAAAAAUUCCUGAUGAUAUUCAAUGCCUUCAAAAUUUAGAAGUUUUAAUAUUAUCUAAUAAUUUAUUAAAACGUAUUCCUGCCAGCAUAGCAAAUUUACGUAAACUCAGAGUGUUAGAUCUUGAAGAGAAUAAAAUUGAAUCUUUACCAAAUGAAAUUGGUUUUCUAAGAGACUUGCAGAAGUUAAUUUUACAAUCGAAUCAGGUAACUUCUUUACCAAGAGCAAUUGGACAUUUAACAAAUUUAACUUAUUUAAGUGUUGGAGAAAAUAAUCUAAACUAUUUACCUGAAGAAAUUGGUACAUUAGAAAAUUUAGAUUCACUUUAUGUAAAUGAUAAUGCUAAUUUACAUAAUUUACCAUUUGAAUUAGCUCUAUGCACAAAUCUCAGUAUUAUGUCAAUUGAAAAUUGUCCACUUUCUCAAAUACCACCAGAAAUAGUUGCAGGAGGACCUUCUUUAGUAAUUCAGUUUUUAAAAAUGCAAGGACCCUAUCGAUCCAUGUAACAAAUUUAAAAAAUUAUUUUAUGAUUUAGAUGUCGAUUCUUAAUAAGAGUGAUACAAAAACAAAUGAUAUUUGAUAUCAAUAUUUAUUAAUAUUAAAUUUUCACUGUAAUGAUCUCACAUCAAUAAAAAUUAUAUUAAUAUAAAUAUAUAAUAUGAAAAAAAUGUGCAUAUAUUUGUAUUCUGAUAAGAUGAACUAUAAAUAAUCAUAUAUCUGCGAUACAUUUUCAAUGAUACAUGAGAAAAGAAACAUAUAUAUAAAUAUAUUGUAAUUGUAAUUGUAAAAUUGGUGCUUCAAAAUAUGCACAACAAAUAAUAAAACUACAAGAAAAUGAAGUCAUAAUAAAAUAUUUUAGAUACAAUAAAAAAAACAUUACUCACAUUUUAUUAAUAUGAUAUAAUUUAUGAUAUUUUAUUCAUCUAUUUUAUCUAUUUUAUAUAUAUAUUAUUUACCAAUCUUAUAAAAUGUAAUAUAUCAUAAUUUGCAUGCAAUAUAUUGUUUUACUAUUGUAUAUUAUAAUUCUAUAUUAUAAUUAUUUUAUAAUUUGAUAACUUGAUAAUAUUUAUGCCAUAGCAAAUUCAUUGAAUUUACAGAUUUAUUACACAGAUACCUGAAAAUAUUCUUAAAUAUAUAAUUAUUAUUUUCAGGAUAUAAAAUUAUAUAUAUUAUAAAUUAUAUAUAUAUAUAUGAAAUGAAUAAUAAAUUAUUCAACUGAAAAUAUACAAUUAAGAAUCGGCAUCAACAGUUUUACAUUUCAGUUACUGCUAUUCAUUGCCAUAUAAACAAAAUAUUUUGAUGAUAAAAUUAAACUAAUUUUUAAAAUAAUAAGUUUACCUUGUAAUAUAGUAUGAAAGUAUAUAUUAUUAGUUAUUUCAUGUUACAAUAUUAUUAUGAAUGCUUCAAUUAUAAGAAAUUUUAUAAGAAACUAUUCUUCCAGAAAAAAACAUCUAUUUAUAUAAUUUAAUACAUGCUAUAAUGAAUAAUGUAUUAUUUUUUUUAUUUCUAAAACUAUAUAUGAUGAAAUUUUAUAUUUAAACAUCAUGAAUAAUUACAAAAAAAAAAUUUUUUUAUAUUUGUUAAAUAAGCUGCAAUAUUAAGCAAUUAUUUAUACUUCAUUUAUUUAUAUUUAAAUAAAUUUACAAAAUUAAAAUUUAUAAAAAUUUUUAAUAAAUAAAUUAUGUUUUUAUAAUUAUUGAAAUUAAAAUAUUUCAUUAAAUAUGUGAAUAUUAUAUAUUAUUUAAUUUUGGCAAUAUAUUAUUAUUAAAUCAUUUUUUGCUAAGUUCCAUAGAUAAUAACUUUUAAUUAAUUAUUUAAAAAAGUAAACAUUUUUUUGAUAUUAAAGUUUUUGUAUAUGUAUUAAAAUGUGUGUAAUACUAAUAUAUAUUAUAAAUAAUAGUAUUACACAUAUUAUUUUAUGGUUAAUUAUAUAUAAACUUAGAUAUAUAUGUAUAUAUGUAUGUUUAUAUUGGAUUUAUGAAGUUGAUUGGAUUUUAUUUAUAACCAUAUAGCAAUAUAUUGAUUUUUUUACACAUAUUACAUAUUUCUAUAUACAUGUGAAUACCUGAUAAGUAUAUUAUUUUCUUGUUUAGAAAUUAUAAUAUUAAUAAAAAUAAUCACAAAAAUUUGAUUUAUAAUCCAUAUUAUUAUGCAAUGGCUGUGCAAUAACAAAUUAAAUAAUUAGCACAAUUCUAUAUUUAUUAAUUGUAACUCAAAAUAAUAUUAUAUUAAUAUAUAUCAUGUAAUAUAAUUAACAAACAGAUAUUUUUUACUCAUUAAUUAAUGUUCUUUCAAUAUAUUAAAAGCAUUUAUCAUAUGCUUAAUAAAAAAAAAAUUAUAAAUGUUGUAAAACAUGUAGGAUAAAUAUUGAUAUUCAUGUAUUCUCAUUCAAUUUUAUUAAGUUACAACACUUUAUAAAUAAAAAUGCAAAAUUUUAAUUUUAUAAAUUAUUAAAAUACAUAAUGGAACUUAGCAAAUUUUUAAUUAUAAUUAAAAAAAAUAUAUGUCUGUUCUGUAAUUACUCAUUGAUGUAUGUAAGUGUAUGAUUUAUUAUAUGUCUAUUUAUAUAGUUUUUUCCAUAAUAGUUAUGUUUCAAAUAUUAUAAUAUAAUAUAUUUAUAUUAAACUUUGUCUUUCAAACUUCUACUUCAUGGAAUAAAGACCGAUAAUAAUAUUGCAUAAGAUUUAACUUCAUAUUAAAAUUUUUUUCUUUAUGUAAUAAUAAAUUUUAUAAAUAAUACUAAUAAUAUAUGUUUUAUGCAAUUAUGUAAUAAUAUAUAAGUUGAUUGAAAGUUAAUGUCAAUUUAUAGGAUUUAUGUCAAAAUGAUUAUUUUUUAAUUGAACAAUAAUAAUUAUGUAUAUAAUUUAUAAAAUAUCAUACAUUUACCUUCUUUACUAAAAAGAUGUACAAAAUGUUGAAACUAAGAUAUCAUUUUCUUUUAACAAUAUAUGUGUAUGUUUAACACAUAUUAAAAUAGAAUAUCAGAAUAUAUGCAAAAGUUGCCAAAAGAAAUACUACAAUAAGAAUUAUUGUGAUAAACUGUUCAACAGUUUUAAAAUAUGUAAGUAAUAUAUUAUAUUGUAUGAUUGGAAAAUGAUUAAAAUUUAUAUUAAAAUUUAAAAUAAAUUGCUUCUCAAAUUAUAAUCUUGUUGAAUAGUCUAUCAAGUGCGACAUUAUAUGUAUAAUUUUAAAAUCAUGAUAUUAAUGUAAUUCAAUAUACAUAUAUGAUUAUAUAAAAUGCUGUAUAUUUCUAAAUAUAUAAAUAUAUUAUAAACA
Molecule: messenger RNA, 4775 nt
Organism: Apis cerana (Asiatic honeybee)
Lineage: Eukaryota; Metazoa; Arthropoda; Insecta; Hymenoptera; Apidae
Product: leucine-rich repeat protein soc-2 homolog
Cellular component (GO): cytoplasm
Molecular function (GO): protein binding
Source: RefSeq, a predicted model, not a curated record